AUGGAUGAACGUCAAGCUCUUUUGGAUAGCCCAGAGCUAGCAGACGACGAGAUCGUGGCCUAUGUUCAGCAGAGACGUGCCUCCAUCGCUCUGGUUGGCACAACCAAGAUUCCCUCUGUGUUCCAGCUCACGCCGAAACGGUCAAGACAAAGCUUGGAUUCCCAUGCCUAUGUUUCUCAUCAUGAACCGUUGAAUGACCUUUUGCUGGUGCAUCUGUCCACGAUAUUGGGGGAACCCCGGACCAGUAUGUGGACGGAGACGAGAACACUUUUGAAGUACUCGGUGCCGCUAAUCAUCACCUUCUUGUUGCAGUACUCCUUGACGGUGGCCUCGGUGUUCUCGGUAGGCCGAUUGGGUCCGACAGAAUUGGCUGCUGUGUCUCUCUCGUCCAUGACUGCCAAUAUCAGUGGAUACGCUAUCAUCCAAGGUGUUUCCACGUGUCUAGACACAUUGUGUGCUCAAGCACACGGUAGGAGAGACUUCAACACCGUGGGGUUGCACUUUGUGAGAUGCACCUAUUUGCUCAUGUUGUGUUAUGUGCCGAUGUUGGUGCUCUGGAUGUUCUUCUCCGAGCCGAUCUUGCUUUUCUUGGUGGGAGAGGAGAAACGCCAAUUGGUUACUCUAGCCAGCCGCUACCUCCAGAUCUUAUCAUUGGGUUUACCGGGUUUCAUCGUGUUCGAGAACCUCAAGCACUUUUUGCAAUCGCAGGGCAUUUUCCACGCCUCCACCUACGUUCUCUUAUUCUGCGCUCCCAUGAACGCGUUUUUGAACUACUUCCUCGUCUGGAACAAGCAUGUGGGGCUCGGCUUUAAAGGAGCGCCUUUAUCUGUUGUAAUCACCAAUUGGGUGAUGUGUGGUGCACUCUGGUGCUACACAAAGUACAUUGAUGGCUACGAGUGCUUACCGAGGCAACGGCUUUUGCACAAGACGUAUUUUUCCAAUUGGCAGCGUAUGAUCAACUUGUCCGUGCCGGGGGUGUUGAUGGUGGAAGCCGAGUGGCUCGCGUUUGAAAUAAUCACGUUCAUUGCCUCAACAUUUGGCACAGAGGUGUUGGCGGCGCAGUCUAUUGUCUCCACGACGUGUGUGCUAUUGUAUCAAAUCCCAUUUGCAUUGUCCAUCACGGCGUCGACCCGAAUCGCAUGGUAUAUUGGCGCGGCCUCAAAGAAGGCUGCAUUGGUUGCAACAAGGGCAUCCAUGUAUACAGCCAUGUGUUUUGGUGUGGUGAACGCCGCUGUUCUAUUUAGUUUCCGAGAUUUCUUUGCCUCGCUCUUCACGGACGACCCCAUUGUGCUUGAUAUUGCAUCAAAGGUGUUGAUUGUCGGGGCGGUGUACCAGAUCAACGACUUCCUCGCAUCUGGGUACUUGAAUCUUGUGUCGUACUACGUCAUAGCGUUGCCAACGGCGAUCUUCUUUGCCUUUUAUCUCGAGCUUGCGUUGAUAGGCUUGUGGAUGGGCAUGAUCAUAGCGCUCUUUUUCGUGUCGCUUUCGCAGACGUACUUUGUCGUUGCCAGCGAUUGGGACGCAAUUAUCACCGAGUGUAUUGAAGAAGGUGUUGCCGAGGACGGGGUGCUCAACAUCGAGGCAACGGCACUGGUGCCGGCUAUGCUGUCGAAUCACCUUGUGUAG
Molecule: messenger RNA, 1626 nt
Organism: Candidozyma duobushaemuli
Lineage: Eukaryota; Fungi; Ascomycota; Pichiomycetes; Serinales; Metschnikowiaceae
Exons: 2
Coding region: 1-1626 (541 amino acids)
Biological process (GO): xenobiotic detoxification by transmembrane export across the plasma membrane
Cellular component (GO): membrane
Molecular function (GO): xenobiotic transmembrane transporter activity; antiporter activity
Source: RefSeq, a predicted model, not a curated record